This is a messenger RNA of Anopheles aquasalis, 1412 nucleotides long. RefSeq lists its product as uncharacterized. Lineage: Eukaryota; Metazoa; Arthropoda; Insecta; Diptera; Culicidae. The record is from RefSeq and is a predicted model, not a curated record.
GCCCGGACCAUCAUUCGUGCUCGGCUGCUUCGAGGUAACGGUUGGUGCAUCGGCAUCCUGGCCAGUUUGUGUGCGGGUUGUGAGUGUGACAGAGAGAGAGCGAGAGAGAGGGAGUGCGGAGUCGGUGUGUAGUGUGCGUUGGAGUAGUGAACGCAGCAAGCAGCAAGGAUGCGGUUCGUGGCGCUUGUAUGGCUGAUGUCGUUCGUCCUCUGCCUGGUGGAGGCGAACCCGAUCGAGAGUUCCUCCGUGCCGUCGUCCAUUCCGGAGCCAUCGGCACCGGCACCGGCGGAGGGGGAGGAGGAGAUGGCACCGGCCGAGGAGGGUAGCAAGAUGUCCAAGUUCCUGGACGACUUCACGUCCGCCUUCAAGCAGGGCACGGCCAAGAUGAAGGAAAGCUUGGAGAACGCGGCCACCUCGGUGAAGGAUGGUGUGCUGCAGGGUUACGAUUACGUCCGCAGCAAGCUAACCGGUGACCGGGCGGUAACCGAGGAACCCCCGCCGCCGGCCGGGCCAGUACCGGGCGACCAGGAGCAGCCGGAAGUCGCCGAGGACACGGACGCAACGCCAAUCACCUCGACGCAGGCCGCCGGGCUCACCUCAUCACUCAAGCCAGCACGUUCAACCCCGCCCACAGUACGCCCAUCAAGCACCGGUGCCAGUGACGAACCACCCGGGGGGGGUGCCGCUGGGGCCGCAAUCGGGACUGCCCAUGUGCCGGCCCAGAUCGUACCGAACGAUGAUGGUGCCGAGGACGAUCGGAUCUUCUUCAACGACAAAGACCUAGAGGAGGCAGGCGAAGGGGAGCGGGACGGGACGGAACAGCCGGUCGGGAGCACCACCACCAUCACCACCACCACCACCAUGACGCCCACCGUCGACAAUCGGUUCAUCUUGGCGGGGCCGCUGGCGUGCAAGACCGGCCAGGAGGCGGUCAAUGGGAAAUGCCGGAAUGUCUUUUAAGUACCACCACCCACCCAUCGCCCCCCAAGCACCACUCCCAAUCGCACAAAUUGCACAAUGAGGCAAACAUUUGACGAGCACUCUCAUGAAUCACCCCCCCCCCCCCCCCCCCCCCCCCCAUUUCCCUCUCUAACAAACAACUCCACCGCCUUACAACCGUACAGCGCCACAUCAUAAACAGCGCCUUUUUAGCCGUUAAGGAAGUGUGAUUUUUUAAUUUAGUUCUAUUACUGUUAAACCUGCUCCUCUCUCUCUCUCUCUCUGUCUCUGCCUCUGUCUCUCUCUCCGCGAUCUGAGCCAUUGAUUGAUAGAGCAGACAGAGGCAGCAGGCGUCCGGCAGGGCGUCACGAAGAGGGCGGACGAGCGAGCGAGCGAACGGACGCCCUUUGUGCGCGUGCGAGUGCGAGCGAGUGAGACGAAAAUUCCGGAAAUAAAUUGAUCUGAUUAGCGAA